Messenger RNA from Setaria italica (foxtail millet), 1352 nucleotides. RefSeq names its product p21-activated protein kinase-interacting protein 1-like. Gene Ontology annotation, molecular function: protein binding. The coding region runs from base 72 to 1043 and encodes 323 amino acids. The record is from RefSeq and is a predicted model, not a curated record. The transcript has 3 exons. Lineage: Eukaryota; Viridiplantae; Streptophyta; Magnoliopsida; Poales; Poaceae.
CCUCCUCCCCUCUUCUCUUCCCCAACCAACCCUCACACCGGCGGCGGCGGCGCGAGAGCUCCAUUGCUCCCAUGGCUCUCGUUGCCGGCUCCUACGAGCGCUUCAUCUGGGGCUUCUCCCUCAAGACCCUAACCUCCUCCACCGCGUCGUCGUCCGAAACCCUCACCCUCGCGCCGCUCUUCUCCUACCAGGCCCACACGGGCCCGGUCCGCUGCGUGGCCGCGGCGCCGCGGGCGGGGCUGGCCGCCUCCGGCGGCGCCGACGACUCCGUCCGCCUCUACGACCUCCCCACCGCCGCCGACCUCGGCCCGCUCCUCGACCCCACCGCCGCCGUCUCCGCGCUCGCCUUCUACUCCCGGGGCCCCGUGCCGCGGAACCUCCUCGCCGCCUGCGACGACGGCGCGCUCCACCUCUACGACGCCGACGGCUUCGCGCUCCUCUCCACGCUCCGCGCGUUCCCGCGCCACGAGGCCGCCGAGGGCCUCGCCGUGCACCCGUCGGGCCGGGUCGCGCUCGCCGUCGGCCGCGCCGGGGCGCUCGCCAUGGUCAACCUCGUCCGGGGCCGCCGCAGCUUCGCGUGCCGCCUCGAGCGCCCCGCGUCCGCGGUCGCGUACGCAGAGGACAGGGACGGCGGGGAUCGAUUCGUCAUGGCCGCCGAGGAGAAGGUGACCUUGCACGACUCGGAGGAUGCCAGGAUCAUUCAUGAGAUGGACUGCGGCAAGAGGGUGCUCGCCUUUGCGCCUGCAAAGAAUGGAGUCCUUUACUCUGGAGGAGAGGACCGUGGUAUUACUGCCUGGGAUCUGUCCAGCGGCAAGGUCUCCUCACGCAUUGAGGGUGCUCAUGCAACUCGUGUAAAAGGGGUUGUCGUUUUUGAUAAUCGGAAGGAUGGAUCAGAGCUCUCCAAUCUGAUUGCUUCUGCUUCAUCCGAUGGUGUCAUAAGGAUAUGGGAUGUUCGGACAAUUGGGAAUGGAAAGCCGACUCCAUUGGCAGUGGCUAACACAAAAGCAAGGCUAACCUGUCUUGCUGGGACAUCAUUGAAAUGAGUGGCAGAGUUCAAGUGAGGAGCAGAUGAUGAAGCAAAUCAUUGAAGGGCCGCUGUGCUUGUAAUGUGUAGUUCAGUCCACAUAAUGGAUUGGUAUGAGAGAACUGGGAUGAAGGAAGGAUUUAAGCUGGAGAUCUGUCACUCAAGCAUUAGCUGGAUGCAUUUGAAAAUGUAUGAUAGUCGUCGAUUAUACAUAACAUAGUUUGGCUUGAGCGCGUGAACUGAACUCAAUAUGAGAUUGCGUGAUUUGAUUGUACCACAAGUUCUGCAGUAAUGACCAUUUCCAAUGUUAACUGGGCCAUUUGCAUCA